CAGUCUCCACAGAAACAAUGGAGCGAGCCUGACGGUUUCAGCUCCAAUGCACAAGUGGUAAACUCCGAUGUUUCCAAAUACAUCGAUCACAUACUCUGAAAACUGGCGCAUGCGUGUAACAGGCAUUAUAUCGAUCGAUUUUUUCUCAGAAGCAGUGUUGCUCUUCGGUACCGUGUAUGUCUUGUUUUGAUGUCAGUUGAAACCAGGUUCUACGUAGGAACGGUAGACCUUUGUGUGUGGAUCCAGAGGUAAACGAGACAAGGAUCGCUGCUUUGGAACUAAAACCAAAAUGUGAAGAACAUUCAGAUAUUAAUUAUUUGUAUAGUCAAAACUUUCGGAUUUUUAUUGGAUUUUUUUCGUUUUUUCAAUUUAUCCAGAAGUGACUAAAAAUGGUGGAGAGAAAACACAUGAUACGACAGGCAGCCGUUGACGGAAGCAUUUCAUCAUUCGGCAUAGUUGGGAUAGUCGCCGGGACAAUAGUUUUCAUUGUGUUAGCCACCAUCGUAACGUACAAAUGCUAUCGACGGCGGAGAGCUCAGGAGGUCCAAAGCAGGCUAUCGUCUGCCAUCAAAAAAGGGCUGAAGGAAAGUACAAACGUCAAGAAAAAUGUCUCAGCACGCGGAACGCCAAUGAAGCAUAAAGCUACAAGUCCUAUUACUCCGCCGUCGCAGCAUGACCUUGGAUCAACUGAACGUAUGCUUCCGCCAUCGUACUCAAUGCAAUCCGAAAAAGAGUCCUCAGGUCACGUGAAAUCAGAAGUGUACGUGGAAAAUGAAAAAGAAGGGAAGACGCCAGAGAAAGAAGUUUGUAUGAGGGAAAAACAAAUUGAUGAAAAUAAAAUACAGAAACUGGGAAACCUCCAUUUCUCCGUGGAAUAUGAUUCGCUGAAGACCGCCUUGCUUGUGACGAUUCUGCGCGCUGUAGACCUACCCCAGAGGGACCCAAGUUUAGGAGGGUGUGAUCCCUACGUCAAGCUUCAGCUGCUGCCUGAUAAAAGGCACAAGUGUAAAACAAGGGUUCUCCGGAAAACCCUCAGUCCCACGUACGACGAGACAUUUACCUUCUACGGCAUCAGUGAAAAUCAGAUUCAAGGAAUUACGUUGCAUUUCGUGGUCCUUAGCUUUGACCGGUUCUCGCGAGACGAGAUUAUCGGCGAGGUUGUGUAUCCUCUUCAUGGAGUUGAUCCAACCCAGAAGGAAAUUCAUCUGACCAAGGAAAUCAACCCACGCCAUCUCAAGUUUCAGAUGCAAGGCCGAGGGGAUCUACUGGUGUCUCUGUGUUAUCAACCCGCAGCCAACCGUCUCACUGUGGUAGUGCUGAAGGCCAGAAACCUCCCUAAGAUGGACAUCACUGGCCUGUCAGGUGAGAAUUAUCCCUACGUGAAGAUUUACCUUCUCUACAACGGCCAGAGAAUUGCUAAAAAGAAGACGCAUGUGAAAAAGCGGACACUGAAUCCCGUGUUUAACGAGUCGUUCCUGUUCGACGUUCCGUACAAUGAGGGUCUUCAGAAUAUCAGCCUGGAGUUCCUUUUGCUCGACUGGGACCGAGUUACCAAGAACGAGGUGAUUGGACGCCUGGAAAUCGGGGCGAGGACUAGCAGUCAACAGCUGCAUCACUGGAGCGAGGUCAUCAACUGCCCGCGGAAGCAGAUCGCCGAAUGGCACAAGUUAAAGGAAUGAGAUAAACUGAAGUGAAAUGGCAAUGAGACUAGGUUUUACACUAUGAACUGUUUAUAGACUAGCAUGCAUGUAUUUAAAUCAAGAAACAGUUUGAUUGAUACAAACUUGACUGGUUGUGUAAAUCAUCAAUCAAGGACGCGCGGAACAGUUAAAGAUGUGAUAUAUAGUUUAAUUUACAUGCAUGUAGAUACAAAAAAUGGGGUAAGUGUAAAACCUGAUGAUGGAUUCAAUCCAGAAUGAUGUAGAACUAUUACCUAGGAAAUAGUACUCCGCAUCAAUAAGUAUAGUUCAAAUACAAAACUGUGUGGUAUAUACAAACAAUACACAUCAAAAGAAAAGCACGUGACAAUAUUACAAUAUACGUGUUUAAAACGGAAAACGGAAACGCCAUUUCCUGGUUGACAGUAAAUCAAGAAUAAGGGUGAAUUCGUGGGCUGUUCAAAUCCAUUCAUAAUAGACGAAAUAGCAGUACAAUAUCAAGGUCAAAUAAUAUAACUAUUGAUAUAUAAUUUAUGCGUCGUUUCAUUGUCUGUUUUAUCAUUAAACGCCCGUAGCAUGUAAUAACUAAAACUGAAAAAAAUAUUAUCAUGAGGAUAUUAAAAAUACAAAAUUAAAUAUUCGUAUGUUUUCCAAAUAAUAUCAAUGAAUUUGCUCGAUGUCCUCCGAGAGAGUUGUUCUUUGGUACCAGUUACUCAAGACAAGAAGAUUUCCCCUCCGUUGUAUCAUAACCCGUCAAAGCAGGUCUCAAGUGGCAAAUCUAGAGCUAUUUCUGGUUAGAACGGAACUGCAAUAGGAGAGCAAUUUCGACAAUCAACCCCUUUUAUAAGGACUUAAACCAAAUAUGUACCAGUACAGCUUUGUAUAGUUUCGUGUUCUCAAGCAGGAGAGUGAAAAACUGACAACGUCCAUGAUAUGGAAAGAGAAAGGUCAACAAAAAUACAAGGCGUCCGUUGGGUUGCUCCUGAUAUUGCCAGAAACCCAUGUAGAAACCGCUGAUACCAAAACGGAAGUCACCGACUCCAAAACAAGAUCAAUUCACAGCCGCACGGAAACCACCGACACUCAUACGGAAACAAAAUCAUCAAUGUCAUUGAAAUCGAUUAACUGUCCCAGAAAGAGCAGAUCAAUUAGAACACAUUCCAUUUGGAAAUGUAAUAAAGAAACGGAAAUUGUAUUUCAUGGAAGUUCUCUUGUACCUGACGGAAAUGAUUGAAAUUUACAGACGGAGGUUAACGAACCGUAGGUUAUAUAAAGGUCAUGCAAUCGGCUACAACCACUUGUCCAAUUUCAGACAUUUCUUAUUCUUGUUUGUAAUUGUGAAUAUGUAGUGACAACGUUUGAUAUACAAGACUUUUUAUUUCAUCAACUUUGAGUUUCAGAAAAACAAUGUUAGCUGCAUUCUAAGCAAUCUGCUUUUAAUAUCUCGUACACAUUUUUCAGACAAAAUGUUUCGAACUUUCUUAUUAGGGCAAAGUAUAUAUCGGUAAUAAAUAUAUUGUUUCUCUAUAACAUUAAGGGGACAGACACAUUGUGUAGUGUUUGUGUCAAGGCAAUAGAAUGAUAAGACCUUGGUAGCAGUGGGGAAUGUAUUACGCCGUCAGUAACACUUCUUUAUCUUAUAUUAGCAAUGUACAUGCAUGUACGACACAUGUGGACAGGAUAAUGCUGGUAGUACAAAUACGUAAGAACCUAAUGUGUUCGAUCGUGUUUAAGUAUCCACUGAUGUUUACACUGGUGACGUCAUGUGGAUUGCAGUGAUAAGACUAUUGUUGUAUGUUACUUUUUUUCAGGUAAGUCAUCGCACUCGAUAGUAAAGUAAAGGGAAACUAAAUAAUGUUUAAUUAUUGGAAA
This is a messenger RNA of Mizuhopecten yessoensis (Yesso scallop), 3530 nucleotides long. RefSeq names its product synaptotagmin-11-like. The coding region runs from base 390 to 1679 and encodes 429 amino acids. The record is from RefSeq and is a predicted model, not a curated record. The transcript is spliced from 4 exons. Gene Ontology annotation, biological process: vesicle fusion; regulation of dopamine secretion; calcium-ion regulated exocytosis. Gene Ontology annotation, cellular component: membrane; axon; synapse. Gene Ontology annotation, molecular function: clathrin binding; calcium ion binding; phosphatidylserine binding. Lineage: Eukaryota; Metazoa; Mollusca; Bivalvia; Pectinida; Pectinidae.